Messenger RNA from Mobula hypostoma (lesser devil ray), 4268 nucleotides. RefSeq names its product SLIT and NTRK-like family, member 6 (gene slitrk6). Gene Ontology annotation, cellular component: membrane. The transcript is spliced from 2 exons. Lineage: Eukaryota; Metazoa; Chordata; Chondrichthyes; Myliobatiformes; Myliobatidae. The coding region runs from base 597 to 3155 and encodes 852 amino acids. Gene Ontology annotation, molecular function: protein binding. Gene Ontology annotation, biological process: regulation of presynapse assembly; axonogenesis; positive regulation of synapse assembly. The record is from RefSeq and is a predicted model, not a curated record.
CUUGUCCCAGGGUGGAGCUCGAGCUCGCAAGCUUUCUGACGAGAGGAACUAAAAAGGGGGCGGAGCUUCCGAGCUGAUUCAGAAGUCAAGAAGUCUCCAAGUGAGAACCCUCUGGCAAUCUGAUUACUUAGAGAACACCAGGGAAGACCAGCUUGCAGCUCCGGUGUGGACUUGCUUCUGUGUCGUUGCAGAUAAUUGGUCCUCAGCUUUUCUACAACUACCUUUCUUGUCUUUAGUGAACAGGACAGCCUCUGGGAAACCUGUACCCGGAGUCUGCUGCCCAGGAAUCUGAACAUCAAAUAGAAAUUGUCCCAUCUAGUGUGAGUGGGCUUUCGAACCUUUUUUAAAGAAAAACUAAUACAGUACUCGCAUGUUUGCUUGGUUUCCACGCCGUAUCAGUACAAUCCCGGAUCAGUUGGAAAACUGACAGCCGAGGUCAUGAUGAGUCAGUCCAUUUUCUUCUCUGAGGGGGAAAAAUUGAAUGAAACUUAACUGACGUUCCUGGUUUUACCUUCUGCAUUGCUGACAAACUGGGCAUUUGUGGGACUGACUGCACUGCGUGUGUAGGUAUUUAAACAUCGUGGAACGCUGAGAAAAUGAUGACCUGGCAUUUACUACUAAGUGCAGCUUUAGUUCUAAUCACUUUCCAUAAAGCAGCAGCACCUUCAAAUGCCUCAGAUAAGGAAGUGUGUGAGCGGCUGUGUUCCUGUGAAGAAAGAGACAGUCUGCUGCACAUAAAUUGUCAGAACAAGGACAUCACCGAAAUAUCUCAAGUAAAGCCACCGCAGGAAUAUAACUACAAUCUUAACCUACAAGAUAACUUUGUGAGUGUAAUAUAUCACAAUGAUUUCAUCCGAUUCAGGAAUGCUCUGUCACUGCAUCUUGGCAGGAAUCAUUUGCAAAACCUGGAACCUGGGACUUUCACCGGACUUAGUUCCUUGAAACGCUUGCAUAUAAAUGGCAACAAUUUGGAAGUUCUGCGUGAGGGCACAUUUCUAGGCUUGGACAGUUUGGAAUUCCUUCAGGCAGAUAAUAAUUUCAUCCAGGUUAUUGAGCCUGGUGCAUUCAGUAAACUUAACCGGCUGAAAGUACUCAUCUUGAAUGAUAAUGCGAUCCCCUUUCUCCCCACCAACAUAUUUCGCUUUGUACCCCUGACGCACUUGGACCUUCGAGGAAAUCACUUAAAUUCACUUCCAUAUGUUGGUCUGCUGGAGCAUAUAGGCAGAAUAAUGGAGCUCCAAUUGGAGGAUAACCAGUGGAAAUGCGAUUGUGAUUUAUUGCCACUCAGAUCCUGGCUGGAGAACAUGCCACCCCAGUCUAAUAUUGGCGAUGUUGUCUGCGUGCACCCAUUUAGGCUGAAGGGUAAAAUUUUAACUAAAAUAACAGCCAUGGAAAUUUGCCCUGCAGGUUCUGGUCCUGACUUUGAAGAACCAAUAAAUUCAAUUCAUUUGGUGGUAACUCCAGCUGGUGACAAUACUCACAUCAACAUCCAGAGUGCAAAUAAAUCAGUUAUUAAAGAAAGUAAAGAAGAUCUGUAUAUUCUACAACCUGAUGGAGAGGAUGAUGAAAGAAUUGUGACAACAAGGCCUGUGAUCUUUCCAAAAUCACCCUGUCUGACUAUGUGUCAUUGCAGCACACAACAUAACAUGGGCCAGAUAAUGAAAUGUCAAGAAAGGAACAUUAAAAGUUUGUCAGACCUUUCACCGAGUCCACCAAAGCCAGUCAAGCUUUAUUUGACAGAUAACAUUAUCCAGUCUGUUACAAAAUUUGAUCUACUCGGCUACGGCAGCCUGGAUUUGCUACAUUUAGGGAAUAAUCGAAUAACAGAAAUUGAAGAUGGUGCUUUUGCAAAUCUCACCAAUCUUCACAAGAUGUACUUGAAUGGUAACAGUAUUGUGAGAUUAAGGAAAGAAAUGUUUGUUGGUCUUGGACGUCUUCAAUACCUGUAUCUGGAGCACAAUAUAAUCAAAGAGAUAUUACCAGGGACAUUCAGUUCCCUACUGCAGCUCAAGGUCUUAUAUCUGAACAACAAUCUUCUCCAUAGUUUGCCUCCACAUAUAUUUUCUGGUGUUCCACUCUUGCGGUUAAACCUUAAAAAUAACCAUUUGAUGCAUCUUCCUGUGAGCAAUGUAAUCGAUCAGCUUGAAUUCCUGGUUCAGAUAGAUUUAGAGGACAACCCUUGGGAUUGCACUUGUGACUUGAUAAGCUUGAAGCAAUGGAUGGAAAAACUCCAUAAGAAUGUAACAGUCAGUGAGAUUAUGUGUGAAUCCCCUGAAAGGUUUGCCAAGAAAGAUUUGAAAAUGUUAAACAAUGAAUUGAUAUGUCCUGGAUUAAUAAGUAUUCUGGGUCCACCAACAGAAGCUAAUGAUAUUGACUCAUCCACUGCAGCUUCUAGUACUGCAUCCAGCCUCCUGGGUUCCAUCAUGGACACGGUCCCACUUUCUGUUUUGAUCCUCAGCUUGUUGGUAGUGUUCUUAUUGAUUGUAUUCAGUGCAGCUGGAAUGGUGGUCCUUGUGCUUCACCGUCGGAGACGGUCAAAGAAGAAACAUAAAACGACUCCAGUACAGGACUGCAGUCCUUUGCAGGUCCAAUACAGUGUAUAUGGACACAAGAGAACCCAUCAUACUGAAGAAAGGCCGGAUGGAAAUAUAUAUGAGCAGCACACGAUUAAUGCAAUAGGUCCAAUGUGCAGAAGUCGUUCUUAUAAUAUGAGGGAUGUGGAACUGGACAAUGAGAUCAAAGAUGGGAAUGAGCCAAAAAUGAUUUAUAGGAGUCACAUGAUGAGAGAAAAAGACCGUCUGCUCACAAAUCCCAACAUCAAAUUCAGUGCAAUAGAGCGAGCCCCAGAAUUUAUGUCCCUUCGUGAUCCUACUUCAAUGUACAGAAAUAUAAUGGAAAAGGAAAGGGAGCUGCAGCAAAUUGGAAUCACAGAAUACCUGAAGAAAAAUAUCUCACCAUUACAGUCAGAUCUGGAUGUUCGCUAUCCAUCUAGACAAGAAGAGCUAAAAUUGAUGGAAGCAAUCAUCUAUUCAAGACCUAAAAAAGUUGUAGUUGAAGAGACAAAAAAUGAAUAUUUUGAACUGAAGGCAAAACUACAAACUGAACCUGACUACUUAGAGGUUUUGGAACAGCAGACAGCAUUGAACCAACCAUAAAUCUUUCAAAGGCAUUGACAAUUUUUAACUUGCCUGUUACAUUGUGAUAAACAAGCCUAUUUGCUGUACUAAGACAUUAGUGCCUUUACAGAUGAUUCUUUUUUUCUCUCUCUCUCCAAACAAUACAGCAGUAAUCCUUAUUUAACUCAGGGAUCGAUAGGCAAACCACUGGGAAUAGCCAAUAGAGAACGUAGGAACAGGUAUAGUAACACCCCACAGGAUUUCUCUCACAGUGUAAAGACUGCAUUGUCAAGCACAAAGCUUUAUUAAGCGUCAGGACGAUCAUUUUAUAUUAUACAGACAAUCCUAUUAAGUUAACAUAGUGAUGCUAUCAGGUGAAUCGAUGGUGAUCAAAAGAGGGUUCCUGAAUGAAUGAUUGCUACCCAUAUGCAAAUUUAUUGGGAAGCCUUAUUUUCAAAGCUAAGCUACAGGCUUGCAGUUUUUAUGGAGCAGUGGAUGAAAUCAUGGAACGUGAUCCCUAAAAGACCAGUGACAACUCACUGUGACAAGACAGAAUCAAAUCCAUUCAAUCCAUUCAAUUGAUGUAAACUCAUGAUUUUAUUUCAUUUUAUUUAAUAUAUAACCCUCCUGUUCUUCUGUAAUGAUUUCAUCAUCUAAUAAGGGAGGUGAGUUACAUGAUUUCUGACAAUCCAAUCUGUUGCUGCUGGAUUUUAAAUUAUAGAGAAUAGUCUGAACUUGCAAAUCUGCAAGUCUUGAAAUAACUACUGUAAGAAGCAGACCCAAAUGUGGCUGCACAUUGUAUUUAGACUGAAUCAUAUUCUGUUUGUGACAUUUCUCUCCUGUCAGUUAUAUCAUGGGGCAUUCCCAAUUCCUUUAGGUCUGAAACUACGUUCAAGGCAGUUAUUUAUAAGAAAAAUUGAAACAAAAAAACACUUCUUAAAAUAAAUCUUUCACUCGCAAAAGGUUUAAAAACUGACACACGUUGGGAAGAAAAGCACACAAAGGCCAUAAUGUUAAAGGAUAUGAUUUGUUUCAAAUACAGCAUAGAAGUCUGCAAGUUAUUUUUUCAUUUACAAAAUUGUAAAAUAUUCCUGUAAACUAUUUAUUCUGUACAGUUUUGCAAAUAAAGCAGGGGUGCCUUUAUUGUAAAAA